Botrytis cinerea B05.10 is the source of this 824-nucleotide messenger RNA. It is a transcript of the gene Bccpd1, whose product is annotated as Bccpd1. The record is from RefSeq and is a predicted model, not a curated record. Bases 184 to 660 code for a protein of 158 amino acids. Lineage: Eukaryota; Fungi; Ascomycota; Leotiomycetes; Helotiales; Sclerotiniaceae. The transcript has 2 exons.
GAAUUACGCCUCACGCGAUUUUGCAACUUGGUAUUUAUUAAAGUCCUUGAUGCCAGGUGCGAAGGUAUAUUUCAAACCGCACCAAAGUUCAAACAACUAUUAUCAAGUCUUAUACCACCAAAACAAUACAAACAACACACCUUAACAUCAAAAUCUUCACAUUAUAUCACAAACAAGAUCACAAUGACACGCCCGGGACCUGGAAUGAGAGGCUACUCGGAUAUUAUGAAUACCAGCGAUAAAGAGUUACAUGGCAAUGGACAAAAGGUCGACUUCCCUCAUGAGGACAUAGGAGCCCACACUCUCUGGAAGCAGAAUUCCGAGGGAACGAUUCCAAUAUGGCAUCUAAGAGUGACAGCACUCAAGAAUGGCGAUUUCCGAGGUGAUUGUCCAAAUCGUGUCUUUGUAUUCAAAAAUUUGGAAGACGUCACUCGAGCUAUCAAUCAAGUCGAAGCUGCUUUUGGAAACAAGUUUGAGUUGAAGAAAUGUGGGAUUGAUUCUCCAGAUGCUAUGGGUGGAAGAGUUAAUGAUGGGAGGAGUGAGAAUAUCACAAUCGAAUUUGACUCCGAUGCGUCGGAGGAAUCAUGGGCAGAGUUCCUAGCAAGAUUGAAGGGAUUGGAGGAUGAGUGGUCACAUGCAAUUGAGCUUUCGAGUCUUUGAAGAGCGGUGUGGGUGGAAGACGGUUUAGAAAACAAACCCGAUAAUGGGGCGAUUAAUUAGAAGGAGUGUUGGGAGGCAGGCUCAAUUUUAGAAUCACGAGACAGUGGAAUGUAAACAGUAUUUGCAGAAUUUGUAAGAAUCAAACAAAUUGAGAACGAGAUCUA